UAUAUAUAUAUAAAUGGGAAGAAAUAGAAGUUGAGUGUAGAUAUAGCAAUAGCAAUGGUGUCAUUGAAGGUACAGAAGCGACUGGCUGCUAGCCUUCUUAACUGUGGAAAGAAUAAAGUAUGGCUCGACCCCUGCGAGGCCAUUCUUAUCUCCAUGGCAAAUUCCAGGAUGGACAUAAGAAAGCUUGUAAAGGAUAACCUUAUUAUAAAAAAGCCUAACAUAAGUCGAUCGGGAUGGAGAUACAAGAAAGGUAAGGAUGUUGGGAAUCCUAGGAGAAAAGGAUAUGGGAAGAGAAAGGGAACAAAGGAAGCAAGGCUACCAUCCAAGCUUUCGUGGAUGAGAAGAGCUCGAGUCCUAAGGCGACUCCUUCGAAAGUACAGGGAAAUGAAGAAGAUUGAUAAGCACCUGUACCAUGAAUUUUAUAUGAAAGCCAAGGGAAGCGUUUUUAAGCAUAAACGUGCACUUCUUGAGGCCCUUCAUAAUAAAGCUAAGAGUGAGAAAGAUCAGAAGGUUCAUUUUGAUCAGGUUAUAGCUAUUAAAGCCAUGGGUAAAUUAGGUAGCAAGGAGACUAGGGUUCCACGGAGGAAACAAUGUUUGAGUCCACCUGUGGAAGUUACUGAUGUGUUGAAUAAUGCUUAUUUAGUUUGAAAGUGUAUGUAUAAAAUAAAGUUGAUGUAAUAAUGCUUAUUACAUUUAUAAGUAGGAUUUCGGAAUUUUGUAUUAGAAACCAACACGAAUCGGUGAAGAACACAAGGUUACAAAAUAAGACGAUAUACAAACCCAAUUCUUGCUAAUUCAAUCAAGUUUUUUUCUUAUUGGUUUAAGCCUUUCCAAAAGGAAAUGAACCAUAAUGUUUUUAAUGCACUAAAGGAUCAUAAUAUGUUAUAAAUUGGGAAAAGAACAAGUAACCUUAGCUUCUAUUUUUGUAGGAUCAAUGAUUACCCCAACCCAUCAGGCUUUUCCAGCAGAACCAAAUAGAUG
Molecule: messenger RNA, 981 nt
Organism: Gossypium arboreum
Lineage: Eukaryota; Viridiplantae; Streptophyta; Magnoliopsida; Malvales; Malvaceae
Product: 60S ribosomal protein L19-1-like
Exons: 2
Coding region: 55-648 (197 amino acids)
Biological process (GO): translation
Cellular component (GO): cytosolic large ribosomal subunit; ribosome
Molecular function (GO): structural constituent of ribosome; RNA binding
Source: RefSeq, a predicted model, not a curated record